Molecule: messenger RNA, 1907 nt
Organism: Maniola jurtina (meadow brown)
Lineage: Eukaryota; Metazoa; Arthropoda; Insecta; Lepidoptera; Nymphalidae
Product: protein IQ-DOMAIN 14
Exons: 2
Coding region: 20-811 (263 amino acids)
Source: RefSeq, a predicted model, not a curated record
CGCGCGCUCCGCUCGCAACAUGUCGGUCCGCGUGGAUCAUCGCGAUCGUGAUCGCUUCUCGAGACAUUCUUCCCGCGCUUCUGUCGAUCUUGCUUUUGCGAGUGGAUCUGCGCGGGAUCAUUCUUUUCGCUCUGUUCACUCGGGCCGCGUGCCGCGCGUAGCCAGCGAUGACUUGAUGGUGCCGGCGCGUACGCUGCGCUCGGCGUCGUGCAGGGUCGCUUCGGGAGCUCCUCAUCGUCUUCGGCGCCACCACUCCUCGGCGGCGGAAUGCGAGCGCGCGCGGCGCUCGCGUCGGCACACGCUGGAGCUGCCCAACAGCCGCGGACCCAGCGUGCGGAGCAGGUCGCCGGAGCCGCCGACCGCCGCCGCCGCCGCCGAGCCGGAGGGCGCGCCCGAGGACGCCGGCAAGGAGGCGCGGCGUCGCCGAGUAGUCGCCGCCGUGGCCGCGUCGUUCUUCGCGCUGGCGCUGGCGUCGGUGCUCGUGGUGGUGGUGACGCUGACCCACAGCUCGGUGCUCCGCGCCCACAACCAAACAGCCAAUACGGCAAGAGAACGAGCGGUUGAUGCACGACGUCCUUCAGGCGGGAAUCGCCAAUCGCACCCAGUUGUCGGGGGGAUUGCGCUGACGCCGCGCUACUCGCCGCGACCACGACUCGACAACAUACGGCCCGCCGCCGCGCCGCCCGAGCCGCCCGAGCUGGCUCCUAGCGUGGACGCUCCACUCGCGAGGGACCAGCAGGAUGUGCCCGCCGCGGAAGACGCGGAUAGCGCACCGACGCCGGUGAGCCCCACCCGGGCAGGCCCUGCGUGAUCUGACUCGAUCUCAGUAAACCCGUGUGACGCGACAGUGCCAACCCUCUAACUCCGCUAGGUGACACGAGGAAACGCGAGAGUAUAGUCGGCGCCUUCACCUCGUCUCUCUUCACCCUAGGUGCCGGUUUCUACCCGUCGCUCAACAAAUAGCAGAGGCAAGUGAAUAAAUGAAUCUAUGUGAACGACUCGAUGGUGUGGCCUCCGCUUGCUACGACCCGCGUGAGUGCUCCCGGAAGGCACGCUCGCGACAGUGUGAAUCCGGGUUAAGGUCCCGCAAGAAAUCCUCGUGUCAACCACAGAAAGCCCCAGCGACAUGCCUUUGAAUUCCUCCGUCGUUUCGCUCAAUUUAUCUGGCCCGCAUCUAACGAAAAAAUUGGUCAGUCAACGCACAAACUUUGAGGAACGCAAGGUUACGAUCGUGAAUUGGGUGGUUAAAGUGUGUAGCUAGUAUUUGUAAAAAUAUUGUGUUUAUAUGUGAAUGAUGAUAAAUACGAAAAUGUUGUUUGUUAUAAUACAUGUAUAUCGAUAUUACGUAUAAGGAGAGAGACAGUUAAUUCUCCUGCGUAAAAUAAGAUAGGUAGUUUAAUUUAAUAAUAAUCGGUAUGUGGUUAUAAAUACCUUGUGUAAAUGGACAAAACGAAAAUGAAUGUUAGGUUAAAGAUACUAACUGUGUUUACAUCUGUGAAGGGUUAUAAUAUUUAUAGGCACCGUUUUCCUUCACACAACUACUUAAUGUUAAUUCAAAGCACGAGUGUUACAGAAGAGUAUGGGUAUCGACAGGAAACCUUCUCUUGAUGUUAUUAUAAUCCCUAUCAUUUAACUUGUGUUUAAUUGGACAGGACACUUCGAAGUCUCAUUUACGGCUGAAUACUGGAACAUCUCUUUAUUUCAUAAAAAAAGUGUCUGUUUUUGAUAAUAUUCGUUAGAGACAUACAGGUCCUUGUCGAUAUUUAUACGUAAAUACAUAUAAAUAUAAAUCUCACGGGAUCAAAUACCUAUCUUACUUAGCUAAAAUACUCUAAUCAACACUAGUCAAUUUUUAAAAAAAUGCGUUCAUUCGUCAAUUUUGGUACACUGAUAGCAGUUAUUUUUAU